This is a messenger RNA of Paramecium primaurelia, 1824 nucleotides long. Lineage: Eukaryota; Ciliophora; Oligohymenophorea; Peniculida; Parameciidae. The record is from the annotation of a GenBank genome assembly.
AUGGAUUAAAAGAGUCCUUAAAAAUAGUCAUCACCAAUAAAAAUCUCUAUUAAUAAUAUAGAUAAAAUCUCCUAUUCAAUUAAGGAUUCUUGGAAGAAUUAAGAGGAAGAAAAUCAGAAAUUGUUUGAUUAGUUUUUAUAAUAUUGCAAAUCCUAAUAUCCCGUUUUUAAUAUUAAAUUUACAUGUUCCAUAAGUGGGGAAUGGUUAGAGUAACCUGUAUAAAAAUUAAUUAUCAAAGGUGUCAUUUAUGCAAUGCAUAAUAGAAAAAAAGCAUUUGAAUGAUUGUUUUGAUCUUAAAUAAAUAUUGAAAUAUUUGAUAUAGAAUGACAGUAAUUUUAUGUAAGAUGGAUAUAUUUAGUGUCCUCUAUGCAGAGCAAAAAGUCAUUUUAAAAAAGAUAUACCUUUAAUUCCAAAUUUAUUAUUCCAAUAACUUUAAUAAAAAGUAUAAAUAAUAUAAUAAAAAAUAGUUAAACGAUAAAUCAAAACCAAUAACAUAUUAUUUAUCCACUUAAAUAUUAAUUCCUUUAUAUCCUGGCUUUUUAGGUAAGGAAUAAUUUAAAUACAAUAAUCAAAUUUAAUAAAUAUUUGGUUAAUAAAAUGAUACUCAAUAAAAUUUCACUACAAUAAGAAAGUAAACUAAAGGGAAUGAAUCCUUUAAAUAUUAUCAUCUUUGUUUAUUAGGGAAUAUGAGAAUACAAAUUCCAGUGAGAGGGAAAUAAUGUAAUCAUUUAGAAUGUUAUGAUUUUCUUUAUUUAAAUUGGUACAUGCAAUAGCGAGAUCGUAAUAAUAAUUAUAUUUUCAGAAAAAUAAUUUAAGUGUCUAUUUCUUGGAUGUUAGGAGAUUAUUAAUUUAAAUGAAUUAUAGUUGGAUUAAGAAUUAUAUGAGAUAGGAUUAAAAAGCUAUAAUUUUUCAUCUGAUUAUAUAUUUGAACGACAGUCCUUAACAUUAUUAGAUACAUACUCGAUAACAAAUUAUGAUCCUCAAAUUGUUGCUUACAAAAAGUUAGUUCCAACUACAACAGAAACCAUGAACUAUAUUAAAUCUAUCUAUGAUCUAACAGAUAGAAUUUAUUCCUCCACAAAAAAUCAAGAAUUAACAGAUAAAUUUUAUGAACAUCCUUUAAAUGGAGAUCUAAAUAUUAUUAAAGAUUAAAUUACUAAUUGUAAAAUUGAAAUACCUUGUAGAUGUAUUAGAUGUGAUAAAGUAAAUGUUUGCGAUCUUAGAUACAUGAGUUGCAUAUUAAAUUAAGUAUAACACCCAGAAAAUAGGAAUGGAGUCAAAACUUAUUCAGUCUCUUGUCCUUUAUGUCAUAAUCCUUUUUCACCUAAAAAAAGACAUAGGGAUCAAAGUGUUCAUGAAUAAGUUUAUGUGGAUACAAAGAUGCUCAAUUUUAUAAAUACAAUUAAGAAUUUUAAUUUUUUGAAUAAGGAAAAAUAUUAACUUUUUUUAUAAAAUAAACUUUAUCCAUCUCUGAGAUUUGAAGAAUUAGAAUCUCCAAUUUAAGAAUUAGAUUAAUUUGAUUUAAAAUUGAGAGUAAAUAUUUAAUCUAUUAAAUUUUAGUGUUUAAUAACAAAUUAGAAAUUAAGAAAUCCCAUUAGAGGUAUCUAUUGUCAGCAUCCUGAAGCCUUUGAUGAAAAUAGUCUUACUGAUUUAUGUUCUACAGGUCAAUUAGAUUUGAACUUGGCAUAAUGUCCAUAAUGUCAAUAAAGCAUUUAUAAACUGACACAUGAUAAUAUUUUGAAAGAGUUAAUAGGCUAAUUAUAAGGAGACUUUGAGGAAGUUUAAGUCUUCCCUAAACUAAAAUCAAUCAAAUAAUUAAAAUGA